AUGCGUGGCGUGCAGAUAUUCUCCGGCAACUCCCACCCCGCCCUCACAGAGGCCAUCUGUGAGCGGCUCGGCACCCUCCCCGCAAAGUGCGAGCUGCGCAAGUUCAGCAACGGCGAGACCUGCGUCAACAUCGGCGUCUCGGUGCGCAACCAGGAUGUUUUCAUUGUGCAGAGCGGCAGCAGCAAGAUCAACGACAGUGUCAUGGAGCUGUUGAUCAUGAUCUCCGCCUGCAAAGGCGGCUCUGCAAAGUCCAUUACCGCCGUACUCCCAUACUUCCCCUACUCCCGCCAAUCGAAGAAGAAGAGCCACCGGGGAGCCAUCACCGCUCGCAUGCUCGCCAAUCUGCUCUCCAUCGCCGGCGUCGACCAUGUGAUCACCGUGGAUCUGCAUGUACGGGCGUCGCAAAUGCAAGGCUUCUUCGGAAAGCCCGUCGACAACCUCUUUGCCGAGCCCUUGAUUGCACGGUGGAUUCGGAUAAACGUCCCGCGCUGGCACGAAGCUGUGGUUGUCACCAAAAAUGCCGGUGGCAGCAAGCGGGUCACCUCGCUGGCAGAUGCCCUGAAACUGAAUUUUGGUAUCGUGACGACUGACAGGCGGCGACAGAAGUACAACCAUCAUUCCAUGACGGAUAGCGCUAUCUUUUUCGACUCGGUUGAACACACGCUUGCCAAUGUCCGAAACGCUGAGUUCCCUCCGCGGAAUGCCCCCCAUCGUGCCAGUUUACCCAGCCGUGCCCGCUCUCGCGAUGUAGGCCAGCAACCGACCUCCCUGGUUGACGCUUUCUCCGAAGGCCGCACGAAUCCCCUAACGCCAUUGGUAGAGGAAGCCAAGACGCCCCAGGACCAGUGCGCUGAACCGGAUCGCAGCGAGAGUGAAUCGGAGAACCGGCUUUUGCAGGGGGGUGAUGGGCAGCUGGACGAUCCCGCCAACGAAUACACCGACGAACGUGCUCGGGAAGUUAUUACUGGACGACUGGUGCAAGGCCAUUUGGUUGAUGAUGACUAUCCCUCACCACAUCUGUCUUCUACUUCGGCCUCGGUAUCCGGCCUGAAUGCUUCCCUGGAGCGUAUAGAUGCGUACGAUGGGGCUCCACUCGACCCUAUGGCAGAAUCGGUUAUUUCGACAAUAUCUUCGUUUCAGCCUGAGCACGCCCUUGGCGGUUCGUUUGACGCCGAAGCAUCGUCUGACGAAGAGGAUGAGAAGGCGCAACAUUCCAACCACGAACGGACAAUCACUCUGGUUGGCGAUGUGCGGGAUAAGACGGUUUUCAUUGUUGACGAUAUGAUCGAUCGCGCAGGUUCAUGGAUCGCAGCUGCGGAAACUGUGGUCAAAAAGGGCGGCGCCAAAAAGGUUUACUGCAUCGCUACCCAUGGCUUGUUCGGAGACAAUUCGCUAGAGCAACUUGAGGAAUGUGAUUGCAUUGACUAUAUCGUGAUCACGAAUACUUUCCCGAUCGACCCCCAGAGGGCCCGGAAUAUGAGGAAACUAGUGGUAUUGGAUGUGGCAGCCCUCUUAUCAGAGAGUAUUCGACGCCAUCACUAUGGAGAAAGGUAG
This is a messenger RNA of Ophidiomyces ophidiicola, 1554 nucleotides long. RefSeq names its product ribose-phosphate pyrophosphokinase 1. Gene Ontology annotation, biological process: purine nucleotide biosynthetic process; 5-phosphoribose 1-diphosphate biosynthetic process. The coding region runs from base 1 to 1554 and encodes 517 amino acids. NCBI's taxonomy places the organism in Eukaryota, Fungi, Ascomycota, Eurotiomycetes, Onygenales, Onygenaceae. Gene Ontology annotation, cellular component: cytoplasm; ribose phosphate diphosphokinase complex. Gene Ontology annotation, molecular function: ribose phosphate diphosphokinase activity; magnesium ion binding. The record is from RefSeq and is a predicted model, not a curated record. The transcript has 4 exons.